ACACGUAUUUUAGCUUAAAGCCAAAAAGUUAAGAAGUUAGGUACAUAUUCACACAUUUUGAUUGCACGUUAAAUUCCAUUUUAUUUAUCAACAAAUAACCUUUACGCGAAGCCACGCAAUGCGAUUAACAAAUUCUUUUGAUGUCCUCUUGACUCAAUUAGUGUCAGGUCAUCGGAUUAAGUUUCUUUGUUAGACCUGCUCUUUUAGGUAUCUUUUCUGUGAGAGGCCCCCGAUAGGUAAUUUGGGUAUAUGUAUCUGUAUAUGUUUUUGUUGUUCUGAUAAUUCCCCCUUUGUUGAACCCUACCUCGACCAGGCUGAUUUUUGUAUCCAGUGCCCAGCGCGUCACUUUUUGCUGGACACUCAAGAAUAAACUACGUAAACUUUAUUAAAGAAGCCUUGGUCAUUAUUACAGGUAGGAAACUAUAUUUUUAUUUUUAUGUAUACCAUUUAUAAAUAUGCAACUUACAAUUUUAUAUUUUGAUUUAUUUGUGUUUAUUUUGUUCCAUGCACUUUGUACAAUAUUUUCAUAGAAAGCAUAUGAAUAUACAUUGUUUAUUCAGGUUGCUUAAUUUGUCACAAAAUGUUAAUAAGGUCUUUGUUAAAAUGCAUUCAACGAUUCAUUUUAACUAUCAUUAACAAAAUUACUUUUGAUUCGGUAAAUCUAUUUUAUUCUGUUAAUUUCAAAAUUAGUAAGUUAAAAUCUUAAUUUAUUUUCUUUGUUAAUUUUAUUUCCGGAAAAACGCGCAGGAUGUGAUAAGUCUUAAAUUAACUAACUAAUCAUUUUAAAUGAUAAUUCAAGGAUAGGAUAUUGAUUAUUAUUCAAUUACAACUCUUGUGUCUUUUUGAGAUUCAGAAAGCUAAUUUACUCAACAUUUGUAAAAUUGCUAUUUCACAUUCCGGAUAUUGUCAUGUGACCGGUUUAGAGUUUAUAUAAUGUGUUUAUGUUUCCGCACAAAUGGAAAGUUGUACGCUGACAGGAUAUUUUCCUCGAGAUAUGUGUUUUUCAAUUAUUUGCAUUGACCGAUUGUUCCCAGAACAAUGUUUGUCACCAGAUAAGCAAAGAAAAUCCCGGGUGACAAGUUGGUGGAGAAAGGCUCAAGAUCCCACAUGAAGACAAAGCCAAUCAACUACUACCUGCGAUCAACAGAGAACCAGCAUCAAGACGAAACAGUACCACCACAAGUGCAAACCUCCGAGUCAAACGAACAACAUUACCAAUCAACACUAGAAAUAGCACCAUCUGAUUCAGAGGAACAACAUCCCCAAUCAACAACCGAAGCACCAGCAUCUGAAUCAGAGGAUCAACACUUCCAGUCAAUACCAGCAUCUGAAUCAGAGAAUCAAGAAAUUGAAACUUUAGAUGAGGAACAAAUCCCUGAGGAUCACAUAACACAAUCGUCAACAGAUCAUCAACCACUAGAAGAACAACAGAUUAGAAAUAGAAUUAUGGCCACAGGAAUUAAUUUGAAAAAAUUUGAUGGCAGUGAAAAUGUACAUCUUUGGAUAACUGUACUCGAAAACUGGCAGAAAUUCCACAAUGUUUCCGAUUCAGAAGCCCUCCUUGCCAUAGGGUGUAAUUUUGAAGGCCAAGCAGCCACAUGGCUCCAAACCUUAUCACCAGCCCAGAAAAACAACCUUACAACAUUCAAAGACUGCUUGAAAAGUCGCUUUGCAAAUAAGGAAACAAAUUCCCUUCUAGGACUUAGACAGUACCCUGGAGAGUCAACCAAUGACUACCUCUCAAGAGCAGAAAAAACGUCUUUAGGACAUGACCUCCCAGAAAUAUACAAAGUCCAAUUCACAACAAAUGGAUUAAUCCACACUAUAAAAAAAUGUGUCAUCUCGAAAGAGCCCAAAACUUUCCAGGAAUUACGUCAUGCUGUUGACCUGGCAAAACAAGAACUAGAAUGUGACAACAAACAGGACUUUGACAUUCAAUCUCUCACAUCUCAAAUAAGGGAGACACUUAAGAGUGAAAUUAGUGCUCUAACAGCCACACAAGAGAGACCAUUCCAAAAUCAAAAGAGGAAGCAACACAACCCUGGACGUGAAUCCUUCUCCCAAACACCCCAGGCCCAGGCACCUUGGAACCAACCCGGCCAGUCCUUCAGCCACCCCGCCCAGUCCUUCAGCCAACCAAACCAGUCCUUCAGCCACCCCGCCCAGUUCAACCAACCCGGUCAGUCCUUCAACCAACCCGGUCAACCCUUCCAAUGGAUGGUACCACCUUCACCUUGGCCCCAGCAGCAAUGGUUUCAACCGAUGAACCAACCCACGAAUAGGAGAGGGAGAAAGACAUGCAGCGGAUGUGGUAAGUUCUGUUUUUCCAGAUCAGCUUGCCCUGCAUUUAAUGUUAAAUGUUCCAACUGCGGAAAUUGGCGUCAUUUUGCCUCAGUCUGUCGCACAAAUCCAACACCACCACAUACAUCUCAACAUGUGACAACUAAUCACCAGCAAUCUAACAGCCACUCUAACCAGCCCACCUUCCAAAACUCGUCAUACUAGGGGCACGCGCCUAUCCUUCUUGAGG
This is a messenger RNA of Magallana angulata, 2530 nucleotides long. RefSeq lists its product as uncharacterized. The transcript is spliced from 2 exons. Lineage: Eukaryota; Metazoa; Mollusca; Bivalvia; Ostreida; Ostreidae. The record is from RefSeq and is a predicted model, not a curated record. Bases 1108 to 2505 code for a protein of 465 amino acids.